AUGGAUCAAGAUACACACCAAGAUACAGAGUUCCCAAUAUUGAAGUUGCUGCUGGAAGACGCGAACGACAAGAUUGACAGGCUCGAAGCGCAACUGCUGCUGAAUGAUACACAUCAACCAGCCAACAGACUAGAAGAAGUAGAGCACGGCCGGGGCCACAGCUUUGUCGGCAGGAGAGGAAGCAAAAGAGACGUCGUUGCCCAAAAAAACGAAGACAUUCGCCAAAUUUUAUCUACCUUUACUCAAAAGCUAGUCCACUCUCUCAAGAACCUCAUGCGUUCUAUCAAAAUACUGGGUUCGGCCGAGUCCUACUAG
Penicillium concentricum is the source of this 315-nucleotide messenger RNA. Its product is annotated as Zinc finger RING/FYVE/PHD-type. The transcript is spliced from 2 exons. Lineage: Eukaryota; Fungi; Ascomycota; Eurotiomycetes; Eurotiales; Aspergillaceae. The coding region runs from base 1 to 315 and encodes 104 amino acids. The record is from RefSeq and is a predicted model, not a curated record.